Messenger RNA from Phodopus roborovskii (desert hamster), 1047 nucleotides. RefSeq names its product phospholipid scramblase 4 (gene Plscr4). Gene Ontology annotation, biological process: plasma membrane phospholipid scrambling. Gene Ontology annotation, cellular component: plasma membrane. The record is from RefSeq and is a predicted model, not a curated record. Gene Ontology annotation, molecular function: phospholipid scramblase activity. Lineage: Eukaryota; Metazoa; Chordata; Mammalia; Rodentia; Cricetidae.
AUGUGUCCCCAAAUGCCAGGGCUUCAAAAGGAGUUUCUGGACCUUGGUGUAUUAAACUGUGGAGAUGUGGCUCAGCUUCCAGGACUAAUUUCCAGACACAGUGAAGGGAGAGGUAUAACAGGAAUUCAUAAAAAUGUCAGGAUAACAUCACCAACUGCAGUGUUUGAUGCCCCUCAUGACUACAAUUCUCAUUUUUUGCCAGGCCCUGGUGGACCUCCACUUGCAGGCUUGCCUAUGGGAUAUAAUAUUCUAAGGCAUCCUUGUACCAUCCCCUUGUACUAUACCACUGGUAUCCAUUCUAUCCAGUACCAGCCUGGCAAAUAUCUUAAGACCUAUCGGGCUGCUCCAGUAAUGUGGAUGCCAGGGCCAACUCCUGUGCCCAGCUGCCCUUUUGGUCUGGCAUACUUAGCUCAGUUGAACAACAUACACAUUCUUCAGCAUUUUGAGCCUCUGGAAUUGAUGACAGGUUAUGAAACGAAAAAUAUAUAUGAUAUAAAAAAUAUAGACCAGAUGGUGUACAUUGUAACUGAAAACACAUAUGAUUAUACCAGGAAUGCCUAUCGGAACCUACGACCCUUCAUACUCCGGGUCACUGUCUGCCUCGGCUGAGAGAUCAUGACCAUGCCGAGACCUUUCUGAUAUACCUGUUGUUGAUUCUGCUGCCCCUGUGUAAGGCAAGAGCUGGAAGUGCAAUGUCCUCCCGGUGUUGCCAUUGGAUUUGUUGCAGAACACUGGAACUUAUGCAGAGACACUUACAGCAUCCAAAAUCAGAGGAAAGAGAAUGAGGUGGGAGUGCGUGGUCCAUGUGCAACCUAUGGCUGUGGUUCAGAUCCUGUUUUUGAGGUCAACACUCUAGAUGUAGCACCUAAUAUCAGUAUUAUCAGGAAGUGGAAUGGCUUUCUGUCAACAAUGGGAGAUGCUGACCACUUUGAGAUUCGCUUCCCUUUAAACCUGGAUGUGAAGAUGAAAGCAAUGAUUUUUGGCGCUUGCUUCCUCAUUGAUUUCAUGUACUUUGAAAGGACUCCUUCAAGGUGUUCAUCAAGAUAG